UAAUCACUCAUUGCUGUACAUCUCUCUGGGGGACAUCUGUCAAUGUUAUAAUUUUUUGGUUAUUUUGUCUGUCAAAGGAUCAAAACAGCAUCGUGAAUAUAUCCAUAAUUUCAAAUAAACAUAAAAUAUGGGAAAGAGAAAUAAUAAAAAUCAGGAGAGAAAAAAGAAAGUAAAUUUAGUUUUUGAUGAAUCUAAAAGAAAGGAGUUUUUAUGCGGUUUUCGUAAAAGAAAACUGGAACGAAAGAAGAAAGCCCAAGAAGAACUACAACGCUUAUUGAAAGAAGAAAAGAAACGAAUCAAACAGGAGAACAAGGAAUCAUAUAAAAAGUUAAUAGUGUCCAGUCGUCCUAUACCAGAUAUUGAGCAGUUACUGCAAGAAGAAUACGAAGAUGAAGAUGUAAAUGUAAAGAUAGUUGAAUUAUCUUCAGACACUCUACAGAAAAAAGAUUUGGUCAUUGGUGAAAAUAGACCCAAAGAACCUAUAGCAAAAAAGGAUGUUAAAAAGAAAUCUGAGAAAAAUGUUCAAACUGUUCCCGGCAUGGAUUCUGAAGAGGAAAGUGAGGAAGAAGUAGAGGAAGAACAGGAAGAUGACAAGUUAAAGACUAAAAAGGAUAUAAAAAGGAUGUUGAAGAAACAAGCAACUAAAAAAGUGCAGAAGAGUAAGGUUUUCCAAAUGAAAAACAAAUUGGAAAGGGUGAAGAAUAAAAAGAAAUCACAGCAGAAGAGUAGGCAUAUGGGUAAAGUUGAACAAAAGAAAGAUAAAUCCAAAAAGAAAAAUAAUUUUAAAAGAAAACAUAAAUAAAACUUGAAUUGAAAAA
Manduca sexta (tobacco hornworm) is the source of this 818-nucleotide messenger RNA. RefSeq names its product nucleolar protein 12 (gene vito). Gene Ontology annotation, cellular component: nucleolus. Bases 128 to 802 code for a protein of 224 amino acids. NCBI's taxonomy places the organism in Eukaryota, Metazoa, Arthropoda, Insecta, Lepidoptera, Sphingidae. The transcript has 3 exons. Gene Ontology annotation, molecular function: RNA binding. The record is from RefSeq and is a predicted model, not a curated record.